Molecule: messenger RNA, 695 nt
Organism: Mollisia scopiformis
Lineage: Eukaryota; Fungi; Ascomycota; Leotiomycetes; Helotiales; Mollisiaceae
Exons: 1
Coding region: 1-660 (219 amino acids)
Source: RefSeq, a predicted model, not a curated record
AUGUCGUUCACUUGCUUCCCUCAACUCCCAACAGAGUUGCGCCUGAAAGUUUGGAAGCAUGCGCUUCCUGGUCCCCGAACAAUCACGAUAUACACCUGCAUCCCUGGACCGCCCGACAGACAGGUGCGGGGACCAGCCCGGCUUGCUGCACGAGCACCCGAGGAAAGCACUUUAAAUGUGAUGUAUUACACUUGCAAAGAUGCCCGUUCCGCGGUCAAGGGCUUCUACGAAUCCCACUUCGGCGCACAACUCGGAGAUUCCAUCUGGUUCAACAACGACGUUGACACGAUCAGUUUCGAUCAUAUAACGGCCGCAUAUCGUUACUUCAAGCUCUGCGAGGCCUAUUCGCUCAACAACCAAAACCCUCUUAGCAAAAUCACCAAGCUGAAUAUUGCUUACCCUAUCGAUGGAGGCCCAGUAUACCACUCCUCUUUCUUUAGCCGCGUCUUGUGUCGUCUUAUCUACUUCGCUAUGAAACUGUGUCCGGAUCUGAAGCAAUUCACCUUUUUCAUGCAUUCGAAUUUGGAUAUCGAUCAAAUGAACAACUGGCUAAGUAGGGUUUCUCGAGAUGCGGUUGGAGGUCCAUGGAAUCUGGAUGAUUUGAAGUUCGAGCUUGUUCGCCUGCAGGCUCCUCCGAAUGCGUAUUCUCCACUUGCUUAAGUAGCAGAUAUGGAGUGGACGAUCAUAGGUAUGGG